Adineta steineri is the source of this 1194-nucleotide messenger RNA. NCBI's taxonomy places the organism in Eukaryota, Metazoa, Rotifera, Eurotatoria, Adinetida, Adinetidae. The record is from the annotation of a GenBank genome assembly.
AUGGCAUCAUCAGGGGUAAUCUCAUCUGAAAUAACUAUUAAUGAUCAUAGUGAUGAUAGUAGUGCUGAUGAAGAAGAAGUUCGUUCAUCAUCAAAAACACGUACAGCAUAUUCAUGCAUUCAGAUUAUCAAAGAAAAUCAUCGUCAACAAAUUUAUGCAGUAGAAGUUAAUAAUCAAGUACAAUAUCCAAAUGGGUUUCUAUUUGCUAGUGUUGGAGCAAAUUCUAUUCAAAUCUAUAAAUUUGAUACGAAUACAAAUAAAACUCAAUUAGUUCAUGCUUAUCUUGAUCCUGAUGCUAAUGAAGAAUAUUUCGCAUGUGCAUGGACAAUGAUCGAUGAUAAAACUGAAGAUUCACCAAAAAUUCUUUUAGCUGCUGGUGGAGAACGAGGUGUCGUGCGUAUACUUGAUGUUCAUCGAAAAUCACAACAUACUGCACUUUUACAAACUGGUGCUAUCAAUCAUUUAACAUUUGCUAAAGCUAAACCUAACCUUUUAUGUACAGCAAGCAAAAAUUUUACGAUAACACUUUGGGAUGUUCUUUCAUCUAUGUGUCUUGUUGUAUUUCAUGGACCAAAUGGUCAUACUGAUCAAGUACUUUGUGUGGAUAUUAAUGAUCAAUGUACAAUGCUUGCUUCAGCUAGUAUGGAUCGAUCAGUAUUUGUAUGGUCAUUAACAAGUGAUAAAAUUCGAGAACAAAUUGAUCUAGCUGAAAAUCCAAUUCAUGAACAGAAACGACGAUUAAUAAAAGCAUAUCCAGUAGCUUUUGCUGAUAUUGAAGCAAAAGCUAAAACACUUCAUUCACAUUAUGUCGAUAAUGUACAAUGGUAUGGUGAUGUAUUACUUUCACGAUCUGCAGAUAAUACAUUUUGUUUAUGGCAACCAAUUCUUGGUAGUACUACAAAAGCAUCAUCAUUUAAAUUACUUCUCAAAUGGGUAGUAAAUGAAAAAGAAUAUAUUUGGUUUCUAAAAUUUGAUAUUUGUCGUGCUAGUCAAUUACUUGCUAUUGGUACAUUAGAUGGUCAAAUUCAAGUAUGGGAUCUACGUCAUCAUAUGCAUAAUCCAUCUGUUGAUUUUGUUAAAUUAAAAAAUCCAAAUUCAAAAGCUAAAAUCAGUCGUGUAUCUUUCAAUUAUGAUGGUUCAAUAUUAGUAGCUUGUUCCGAUGAUAGUCGUAUCUUUAUUUGGAAACGUAAAUGA